Messenger RNA from Ostrea edulis (European flat oyster), 1937 nucleotides. RefSeq names its product solute carrier family 22 member 15-like. NCBI's taxonomy places the organism in Eukaryota, Metazoa, Mollusca, Bivalvia, Ostreida, Ostreidae. Gene Ontology annotation, cellular component: membrane. The record is from RefSeq and is a predicted model, not a curated record. Bases 89 to 1675 code for a protein of 528 amino acids. Gene Ontology annotation, biological process: transmembrane transport. Gene Ontology annotation, molecular function: transmembrane transporter activity. The transcript is spliced from 9 exons.
AGAUUCAUUGUUUAGUUCAGGUUUUAAGCUAGCAGCAGUAAACAUAAAUCAUUGUCGAAGAAAGCUUCCAAGGUAAAGAAACCAAACAAUGGACGCUGUCGGCGAGCUUUUGGAGGACGUGGUUCGGGAUUGUGGUGGCAUGGGAAAAUUUCAAUGGAUUCUAUUGCUCAUCAUGUUCGGUACAAAGGUCACGGUAACAUGGAGUAUGCUGAUGAUGACAUUUGGUGGCGCUACGCCUGACUGGUGGUGUGACGUAUCAAAUAUGACGUCACCAUUUGUCGAUUUAACAAAAACUAACAUUUCUACAUUGCAUCUCCUUAAGCACUGUCAGCCCCCAGAUAAUGUGACAGGUUCUUGUGUUUCGCGCUACUCGUCUAACAUGAAUACUCUCGUAAGCGAGUUUGACUUGGUCUGUGAUAGAGACUGGAUCACGUCAUUCAUCACCACAAUACAAAUGGCGGGGCUACUCAUCAGUUCUCCAAUCGCGGGGCAAAUGGCGGACUCCUUGGGACGAAAACCGACAUUCUUUCUGUCUCUUCUCGUACUAGCUGUUUGUAAUUUAGUCGCAGCGCUGUCCGUUUCUUGGCAAAUGUUUGCUACUCUCCGUUUUCUGAUCGGAUGUGGCUGCGGAAUGUAUCUGACUACCUUUUACAGCUUCAUAACAGAGUUUAUUCCCAAGAAGUGGCGUUCUAUGACUACCGCUAUUCCAUCUUGGGCGAUUUUUGCCGCCCUUUAUGGUCUAUGUUCUUGGUGGUUACAUGACUGGAGAUACGUUCACUAUGCCACAGCGAUUGUGACGUCACCAUUCCUGUUGGGAUUUUUCGUCAUACCAGAAAGUUUCAGAUGGCUGAUAUCAAACAAUAAGUUAACGGAGGCAGAGGAGGUCAUAAAACAUAUAGCUAAACUAAACGGACGGGAGGCCCCCAAAGCAUGCAUGAAAAGACUGUAUGAUAUCACUGAAAACCUGCAGGAGGGGAAUACCACAGGAAAACUGUACACCGUCAGAGAUAUUGUUAGAAAUGGAGAACUCCUGAAGAAGUCAGUCAUAUUGUGGACAAGUUGGUUAGCCUGUGGGUAUGCAUACUACGCCAUUUCCUUUGGGGUGGAGCAGCUGUCCGGAAGUCUCUACCUCAACAUGUUCCUCCUUAGUGCUGUAGAAAUACCAGUGACCCUAAUGACGUGGUUUCUGAACAAUUGCAUUGGUAGGCGCUGGACGUGUUUCCUCUUCUUCGUCGUCGGAACAGUGGGCGGGAUCUCCGUGGGAACGGUGCAAGUUACAGAUCCACCCCAAGCCGGAGAUAUCAUCAAUAUUGCCGCGCUGAUUUCUAAAAUGGGCGUGUCCGCGGGAUGGGCGGCGCUAAUGAUCUUCUCCACGGAAAGUUACCCGACGGUGGUAAGAAAUAUCGGCUACGGCUGGGCUAACUCUGCGGCAAGAAUAGGGGCUAUGGUAGCCCCUCAAAUAGUUCGCGUGAGCAAACACGUGCCAGGUGUGAUGUAUUAUAUCUGUGGCGCGUGCAUGCUGAUGAAUGCCAUGUUCUCCCUUCUACUUCCGGAAACAAAGGGCAAACCACUGGAAGACGUGAUUUACGAGAAACCAAAAACCACGGUGGGCUCCACCCCAGAGGAAAAUGCCCCAAGUAUAACGCAUUAUAUCAAUGAGAAAGAACGGUAUUGAAGACUUGUGUCCGAGGGCAUUAUGUAACACGGAACACGCAAGGGGAGGAGGUACUAUGAUAAAGGACACGUAGAUUUGAUGUUCCUCUUCCGGUCUAUUCUUCAACAUGUACUUCCGUGCCUUCGGUCAUUUCAAACUAUAUCAAAUCCUAAAUUUCUUUGAACUAGAGCCGUCCUAACGGAACUAAUACCCCCGAGGUGCACAUUGGAUGGAGAGAAAUAUUGAAUUUGUGGUUAUUGAAGAAUAAAUGGUUUUUAAGAUA